Messenger RNA from Gordionus sp. m RMFG-2023, 873 nucleotides. RefSeq names its product carbonic anhydrase 1-like. NCBI's taxonomy places the organism in Eukaryota, Metazoa, Nematomorpha, Gordioida, Chordodea, Parachordodidae. The transcript has 4 exons. The record is from RefSeq and is a predicted model, not a curated record. The coding region runs from base 1 to 873 and encodes 290 amino acids. Gene Ontology annotation, molecular function: zinc ion binding; carbonate dehydratase activity.
AUGAUAUUUGCUUUAAUCUGUCUUUCACUUGUAGCAAUAUCGCACUGUGGCCCCUCUCCCGUGCUUAGGUGGGACUACAGUGAGCUAAAUGGACCUAAAACGUGGGCGAAAACAUUCACUUUUUAUUGUGGCGGAAAAAGGCAAUCUCCCAUUGACAUUAAUACCAAAAGUGUUAUGAAGAUGACUAAUCAAAAACCACUGUUGGUAAACACAAAACCUCUUAUCAUCAAUGCUACUUUAAUUAAUACUGGAGCACUUCUCGUCAUGGAUGUUAAGCAUAAGGAAGAAACACCUACCAUAAAAGGAGGAGGUCUACCAAGUGCCUACAAAUUAACUAAGAUGACUUUCAACUGGGGAAAAACCAACAAGAAAGGUUCUGAACAUCUCAUUGACGGAAAGGCCUCUGCCUUAGAAAUGAAGUUGGUAUUUGUCAAAGGAGAGCACAAAUCCAAAAAAGAAGCUCUAGCCGAUCCCACUGGUCUUGCUAUAGUUUCUAUUUUAUGGGACGUCAUGAGUCAUAAUGAUGAGCUUGAGAAUAUUAUAAAAAUGGUGAAUAAAGUUCGUUUUCAAGGUGAAAGCACAAUUGUACCAUCAAUCAAUCUUGGCAAACUGAUGCCAGACUUAAACAAUUUCUACAGAUACAAAGGUUCUAUCCCAGUUCCCCCGUGCACCGAAAAUGUUGCCUGGACCAUACCUACGAAAAAAAUGUAUCUAUCUGCUAAACAACUGAAUACUUUAAGAGGAAUUUACUCGUCACCCAAAGACAGCAAAAAGAUGCUCCAGAUGUUUGGCAAUGUCAGAGAGCCACAAGAUCUCAACAAUAGACCGGUGUAUUUGUAUGCCUAUACUCCAGAAGUCAAAUCAAGCCCUUAA